GAAAGUAACGGCGUGUGCGCCUGAGAUGCGGCUGUUGCAGGGUGAAAACAUGGAUGUUUGUAGCGUGUUUCUUCUUUUACAACAUAAUAUCCAGGUCAUUUAUCGAUCCGACCAACACGUGAAUAUAUGGGAAGAUUGUUUAACAUCCAUUGCAGUACACUUCAACUCUGUUUCCUCUGACCUUCACUCUUAGAUCCUCGUUCAGAGGUCAACCUCUGUGACAUCAUCAUGCAGGACCAAUAUGUUAGCAUUCAUGGGCUUAACAUCACCCACAGCCCUCUUGCAGCACCAGCAAUGUCUAUCGACAAUCUCUUCCCGGCCCUGCUGGAAUGCUUUGGCAUCAUCCUGUGUGGGUAUGUGGCGGGUCGCAGUGACAUCAUCAGCGUGGGACAAGUCAAAGGCCUGGGCAGCUUUGUGUCAUGUUUUGCACUUCCAGCCCUGCUCUUUAAGAACAUGGUGGAGCUGCGGUUCGAACACGUUGUCUGGUCUUUUCUAUGGAGCAUCUUAAUCGCAAAAGUGUGUGUGUUCUUGUUGGUGGGUGUCUUGACCCUGUUGGUGGCGAGUCCAGAGAGCAAAUUUAGUAAAGCUGGACUGUAUGCUAUCUUUGCCACUCAGAGCAACGACUUUGCACUGGGCUAUCCAAUAGUGGAUGCUCUGUACAGAAGUUCAUACCCGGAGUAUGUACAGUAUAUAUAUCUGGUGGCCCCUGUGUCAUUGAUUUUGCUAAAUCCAGUGGGCUUUGCGCUGUGUGAGAUCCAGCGAUGGAGACAGACCACCGACUGCAACUACAGCAAACUACACGUGAUGUUUACUGUCGUACUGCAGAUUUUGAAGAAUCCAAUAGUCUUCAUGGUUAUUGUAGGAAUUCUCUCCCAUUUUCUGUUUGGUGGGCGUGUCCCCGUUUUGCUCGGGGAGUUUGUUGAUGGACUGGCAAACUCGUUCGGUGGGGCGGCGCUCUUUUACCUGGGACUGAACAUGGUGGGACAGAUGCGCAAGCUCACGCGGACAACAGGGGUUUCUCUCAUUUUGCUUAUCACUGCCAAACUGCUGGUUAUGCCGUUGAUGUGUAAAAACAUGGUGGAGUUAUUAGAUGCUGGUAAUUUCAGUUUUGUGAAUCACUCCAGUCUGUCUGAUUAUGCUUUCUUGUAUGGAGUCUUCCCUACCGCACCCAGUGUGGGCAUUUAUGCUGCCCAGUACAACAUGGAGCUGGAGGUGGUGACCUCUGGGAUGGUCAUCAGCACAUUCCUGUCAGCGCCCAUCAUGUAUGUGUCGGCAUGGUUACUGACAAUUCCAUGGAUGGAGGCCACGUCCCUUGUGACGGAGUUACAGGACGUGAGCUUGAACAUCAGUGCUGUCAGUCUAAUAGCCCUGGUUUGGACGCUUGCUGUCAUGCUGCUGAGUAAGAAGUUUAGGACACCACCACAUAUGUUUGCCACAAAUCUGUUCUUUGCACAGCUCCUAACAUGCGUGUGGAUGAUCAUCUGGAAGUUUGUGCUUGAGCAGGGGAGUGCGUUUGGCCAGAUUGUCAUCUUUACUCUUCUCUACGGGUGUCUGUACAGUACCUACAUGUGGACAGGUCUUUUGGCGUUUUCUCUCACAUUAUUGAGGAGAAAUGAAAAUUUGAAGGUGAAACCGUGGAUUUUCAUGGUGUUCGGAUGGGGCAUUCCUUUUGUCGUUGUGAGUGGUUUGCUUAUAGUAGGACAAAGAAUGAUGGACAACUUUGACUCUGCCUUCUUUUACGGCAAAGGGCAGAUGGUGUGUACUCUUCUGGUUUUGGGCUGCAGCAUCGUUCUGGGUGGCCUGUCUCUGAUGGGUUUGGGCCGAGGGGUCCAGGAGGAGCAGAACUAUGAAGCCCUUGUGCAGAACUUCAUGACGGGUACAACAGAAGAUGUGAGACACCCCCAAACAGACAGCCAGUACUCACCAGUGCUUACACCAACCCACAGCAGCCUCAACACGGAUGGUUUUGGUAGCGAACCAAUGCCAGAUAUGAUAGUUGGACAUCUGAACGACCCACCAAGGCCAUCAACAGGGGUUCUGCUGAGCGAGGCGUCAGGCUCUACUCGCGUACAGGAGGGGAGACAGAUAGCUCGGCAUGUACUCCUUUGUCUGCUUCUGAUUAUCAGCUUGUUGGCGAACCUGUCCAGCUGCCUGUGGUGGUUGCUCAAUGCAGAUCCAGGGCGACUCUACCUGGAGUUGCAGUUCUUUUGUGCUGUAGCCAAUUAUGGACAGGGUUUUAUAUCCUUUGCGCUUUUUGGGUUGGAUGAACAUUUUAUCAUUCUUCCAUUCAAAAAGAGGCUGGCUGCUCUGUGUGGUUUCGGGCAGGGUGAAAACCCAGAGCCAACCGCAGUGCAAGAGGAGAUUCGACUCACCUGUACGCAGUUCGUGCGCUACCACAAAGAUCAGUGUGUUCAGGAUGUCGUACGUAACAGAGGUGGAUCUUCUGAAUCUCUUACCGGACCAGUAGGAGAAUCCUUUCUUUGAUCGACAAAGUGUGGUCAAUGGUACCUGCGCUGUCGGUUCAUUUUGUGGGUGUGGUCAAAGAUAGCUGACUUGUUGCUUUCAGAAGAUUUGCUAUAUCUGUGUGGUUUACAAUAUCCUGGAAUACUAUUAAGUGAUCAAGUAAAUGGGUGCCCACUUUAGGUGAUGUGACACAAUUUCAAACAAGGAUUUUAAUCACCUGGACAAGGACUUAAAUCAGCAAUCAACUGGAAAACACUUAAAAUGGAGCACCAUGAUGUUUUGUAUUUCCUAAAUUUCUAUGCAUGGCAUGUAAGUGCCAUAGGAUUCUUUUUUAUCUCAUGCACAAAUGUUCAAGAGCUCAUAAACGUCUGCACUGAUUACUGCAAUGGUGAUUUAAUAGUAAACACUGAAACCCUCACAGGCCAAUUGUCUACAAACUUACUUGUGACUGGAAUUUUGAUAGUAUGCUUUGUGUUACUUGCGAGUCUUGAUGGCAUUGUAGCAAAGGAAUACAUGUCAUGUUUACAAAGCUCAGCUUUGAGAUUUUCCCACAGUUAUGUUUUAAGAGUAGAUAACUGGACAUUUAGCUCAUUUCUACUGAUCGAAGUAUGUCUGGUAUUUAUAAUAGUAAAUUUUUUCAACCUAUAGCACUGUUUACCUGCAUGUUCUUAUGUGUUGCUGAUGUGAAUCUGUUUAAGUCAUGAAAAUUAUCUUUCUGUGACUGAGUACCUCAUAGCCUCAUAUCUAGAUGGCAUUAGAAAAAAAAAGAAAGUGGUCAGUGGUAAAAACUGUACUGUAUUGUUUCCUUCUUUAUUGAAGUCAAUCAUUGUUUAUGCAACAUACAUUGUUUGUAUAAUAAAGUUUAACUAGUGUCAUAAGAUGGAUGUAAGUGCCAAUAGUUUCUAGACUGUAGUAAAGCAUUUCAGACUUAAAAUGUAUAAUUUCGUAAAUAAUAACAU
Paramisgurnus dabryanus is the source of this 3422-nucleotide messenger RNA. RefSeq names its product G protein-coupled receptor 155b (gene gpr155b). Gene Ontology annotation, biological process: G protein-coupled receptor signaling pathway; transmembrane transport; negative regulation of BMP signaling pathway. The record is from RefSeq and is a predicted model, not a curated record. NCBI's taxonomy places the organism in Eukaryota, Metazoa, Chordata, Actinopteri, Cypriniformes, Cobitidae. Gene Ontology annotation, molecular function: G protein-coupled receptor activity. Gene Ontology annotation, cellular component: membrane.